AUGGGUGCCUGGGGCUACUGCCUAUUCCAGUCCGACCAUGACUUCGACGUAAUCAGUGAGAUGAGCCACGAAGCCGGCCUUGCCAAACUCGAGGAAGACGCCCAAGCUCGAGCAAAAGCAGAAGGCAAGAGCGAUAAGGAAGUGAAUUUGAUAUACUAUACCAUCUACAGCAACGAUUGCUCAGACCCUGAGCUUGUUCGCAAGCACCUCGAUUCAGGCGUCCUUGUCGACAUGAUUGCAAAGAAGGAGUCGAAGAUGCUGUCUAAACUCGAUGGAUCGCUGGAUCAGAGGCUCGAUUACUUGACUCGGGAUCCUUGCUACGCAUACGUUCUGCUCGGCGCAUGUGCCAUGACACUCGGUUGCCAGCUUCCCGAAGCUUAUGUUAGCAUGCUGAAGAAAGUCUACACUGAGGGCGGCAUCAUGGCGGAUGCGCAACGUCAGAUGAGGAAGGCCCUCUUUGGUCCAGGUGGCUACAAGAAUGGUAAGCCUUACGAUUUCGAGUCCAAGACACUCUCGGAGACGGCCGAUUCUUCUGCGACCGAAGAGCACGAUGUCAACCCCCUAGGCUUUCGUCCGUUGAAUGUCCUCAGUCCAGGCGGCUUGUUCGAGACCGGUAUGACCACAUCGACAACGUCUCUGAUCUUGAAAGAACUUCGAGCACAAAUCCAUGAGCCUGACGCAUGCGGUGGCUGUGGUGCGGAACACAGAGCUGGUGGUAAGGCUCUACUUAUGUGUUCCAAGUGCCACAAUCGAAAGUACUGCUCUGUCAAAUGCCAGAAGAAGUCCUGGAAGGUCCACAGGAAGGUGUGCGUGCCUCCAAAGGCUUCUGCCUAG
Messenger RNA from Bipolaris maydis ATCC 48331, 834 nucleotides. RefSeq lists its product as uncharacterized. The record is from RefSeq and is a predicted model, not a curated record. Lineage: Eukaryota; Fungi; Ascomycota; Dothideomycetes; Pleosporales; Pleosporaceae.